Molecule: messenger RNA, 3882 nt
Organism: Penicillium argentinense
Lineage: Eukaryota; Fungi; Ascomycota; Eurotiomycetes; Eurotiales; Aspergillaceae
Exons: 4
Coding region: 1-3882 (1293 amino acids)
Source: RefSeq, a predicted model, not a curated record
AUGUCCGCUACAGACUCAAAAAUUGUUAUGGCAGAGCAGAGCAGCCGCGAUGUGGUAGAUCAGUCCCUGUCGGGCGGCGAGCCUUCGCCUUCCGACGUUCCUGCGAGCACCAACGACAAGUUCACUGCUGGAGGGGACGAGGGGGAGACCAAGCAUAUCGCGACGAACCUGACUACACAAUCUUCAACAGAUCCGCAAUCGAACCACGACACGAGAUGCACGCCCGACCCUCAGAGCGAGAAUAUCGGGGCAGGAUUGGUUGCGUCUAGAGCACUCGAACUGAACGGAGGGGGAUCAGCUUCGGAUGCUGGGGACGAUACAGCUUCACAAGGUGGUUCGGAGUCAGAUGCCAGCCGAACAGAUGGAAGACACCACACUCGUACCGGCUCCGUCAAGAAACCUGCUACCUUCAAACCCGUUUCCUUUGCCAAAUUUGCCGUACCAAAGGCUCCCGGAGCUGCUGCGCCACCUAAGGCUCCAGAGAAAGUUCCCUCUACUUCGACUACUCCCCUCGGAACACCGCAACCAAGCUCUAGGCCACGAUUGGUAGCGAAGACCACACCUGGUAACUCUCUGUCAAAGUCCGGAUCCAACACUGCGAAACCGGGAGGAACGGGGCCAGAUCCGAACCAGGUCUGGAACAAAAACAGACCCGUCCAGCCAACUCCGACGAAGCACCUCACCGAUGAAGAGCUAAAGCAGCAAUAUGGUAUCCACAUGACAUCUCGGAUCCAAGAAGACGGCGGCGGCGGCUCGGAAGCCAAAUGGGCUGAUAUUGAUGAUGACGAGGAUGAUUGGGCUCCGGAGACCAUUGAGUGGACCGAUGGAACGAAGGUCACUCUCACUCACAAUGACAAUGCGCCUCCCCCAGAGAAUAUCCAGGAAGAGCCGAAGCAAGAUGCAACACCUGAUACUAUCACCGCAAAGGACCCCGUCAAGAUCGCAGCCCCCAAGCCUACAACAUCGGUUGGACCGAAUCCGACUGUACUUCGACUCGGAGGCAACGCUGAGCGCAAGGCCAAGGGUGCUAGUAUCUCAUCUAACGACAGAGUCCCUUCUGGAUCUACAAGCCCUGCACCUCCCCCGGCUAAAUCACCAUGGGCAGCUCUGCCUCCAGUGGAGAGAGUCUCGCCAGUCAAUCAGACAGCUCACCCCCUACCUCCCUCGCGCGUUCCCCCUCACUAUCAGCACCGGGACGACCAUUAUCAUGCAUCGUUGCCUCCUCAAGAAAUCGCCGCCGACGAUUUCAAUCGUCAAUGGCGGGAUUCCCCGCCGGGUGCGCCGCGUGAGCUGUUCAACUCACGUUCCGGCCGGUAUGAACCGGUGCCGGAUAACCGACGACCAUCAUGGCGGCAUGAUCAGGGCCCUCGAGCUCCGGCUGUGCUGCAGCGGUCUGGUCAGGAUAUGAAUGGACCGGCAGAGCCCUCUGCCGCUUUCCAGACCCACCGGCAUCACCAGGAGGGCAUGGGUUGGAAUCGCCGUCGUACAUCAUCUAAUGUAAGUGGUGGUAGUGGAGGAUAUGGGCGUCGCCCGUCGUUUGGCCGUGUGGAUGGACCUCCCCGGCACUUCGAGGCUCGGCGAGGUUCUCUGUCGAAUGGUAUGGUAGACCCUGCUCUGAUGGAACGUGACUACGGUCAUCACUACGAUGCGACCCCAAGACAUCAUCCUAGCGCGCCUAUUCAAGCUUCUCCGGCUGCGAGUGUUGGGGGCAGUGUGGCAGCUGAGAAUCCAUCUGCGGCGGUCCCUGAGGCGCCACAGGAAGACCCAGUUGCGCUCCAGGAGCGGAUCAUGAAGGAGACGCGCAUGCUGGCCCGGCAGCGGCGCUUGGAGCAGGAAGAGCAGGAGAGACAAGCGAAGGAGGAGCGCAUCCGGCAGAAACUGGCGGCGUUGGGCCCACCCCCGGACAAGCCGCGCAAGGACAGUGAAUCCCGCAAGGCCCCACCCACAGCUUCGGCUUCAGUGAAUGCGCCAGUGAAUUCACCCCCCAAACCCCCCGUCCCUGAACCCAGCGGCGAGACCACACAAUAUGGCUUGAUCAAGAUUCACCCUCCCGAUUCGAUCAAGAAACCAGUGAAUGCCAGCGAGCGGGACCGUGGCGCCGAGAAGCACGCGUCCAAGCCGCCCGCCAUUCACUCCCGCCAGACCACUUCUCCCCGCGACAUAAAACGUGAACCUGUCCACCCCCGCCUUCCAACCCAACUCAACUUCCGCAACCUCUUCCUCCACACCAGACGCAACCUCAAUCUUCAGAUCAAAGUCCCCCACAAGAGUCGAGUCUCCUAUCCACCCUGGUCCACUAACGCCAACCUCGCUGCGACCUCGCCUUCAGUCAAAAACCCCUGGAAGCCGCUGAGUAGCGAUCGCACUCUCGGUAACGGUAUCUUCGAUCAAGCCCUUGGAGGAUUCCCUCCACGAGAACUGCCUUUACGAAGCAGCCUGGGUCUGGACCAGCCAGCAAUGUCUGCUCAGACUUUAUCGGGGCCCCAGGAGGCCACGGCCCUCCCUUCUCUGCCAUCCCCCGAGACCACCCUCCCUGCGUACGAACCUCUGAGCCCCAUCGGCCGUCCGGGUCCCAUUGCACCUCCCGGCUCUCGUACGGGCAUUUCGUUCCCGAUUCCGGCUGCCUUGCAGCGCACAGUGGGCACCUGGGGCAGCUUCCAUGCACUUUCCCGCGAAAAGGAAAUCGAAGAGGGGAAGCAGAGGCGCAUCGACUUUGAAAAGGCGCGCCAGGAUGACCAACGCUCGGCCCCAUUGGAGGCCACUUCCUCCUGGAAGAAGCCUAAGCCUUUGCCCGAGGGACGGGUCAAGCGGGACGAUGUGGAAGAGAAGAAGCUUAACAACAAUGCUUCACCCUCUAACCCGCUGACUGGGCUUGAUGCUGUCGCUGAUGGCCUCCCCUUUACGGAUAACGGCCGCCCUCUUGCUAGUGUCCCUGUACGCAGCUCGCGAUUCUUCCCUCACGCCACCGAACAGCCAAAGCGCAAGGCUUCUGCCAAGGUUGAACACUCACGAAGCCCCUCCCCUCCUCCUCCCGAGGAGUCGAGCCACCCUGUGUACGGCGGUCGUUCUGGUCGCCCUCACGUGCACCUUCCGAACCCCAAGCCGGUCGUCAAGCUUCCCCAGGCUGCCAAGGCUAAGGCCCAUGGACCUCCUGUCCCUCCACCCACCUUCGCGUCGAUGGCAGCUGCACCCCCGCGUGGCGUCCCGGCACCCGCAGGUGCGAUUUCGUGGCAGGAGAAGAUCAACGGUCUGUUCGGUAAGAAGACUCCUCCGGAGAAGAAGAGCUCUCUAGCAGUCACCUCCGCUACGAAGGAACCUCUCGAUGUGCAGCGCCCUGCUACGGCUGUGCCUGUCUCUGUCUCUUUCCCAAGCAAGGACAUUGGCUCCCAGAGCGGAGACGGAGACUUGGCCGUUCGCCAAGUCGAUGAGCAGGAUGAAAUUUUCGAAGAUCGUGAGCCAGGCUCUCAGCCUCCUGUCCGUGUUCCCAAUAUGGCUCCGCCUGCCGCCUGGCGUUCAGCUCCCGCGCCUUCGCAGGCUCCAAUCCGCCCAAAGUAUGGGAAGUUGCAAUUCCAAACUGCCUAUCCCUACCAGUUUGGACCAAGCGACAGGGAUCAUACUGGCCACCUUCAGGUUUUGAUUCGCCUUCCCGGUUCCACUGAAGUGAAGACUGUUAGCCUUCCCAAGAAGGCUCAGGUACCGCGCCAGCAACGUUCUUCCUCCGGCUACAACAAGUCUCGUCGUGGUCCCAAGCCGCGUGACAUUUCUGGCAACAAUGCUCCGUCCAAGAAACCUUCUCCUCAGCAGGGCAGUGCCCCAUCCUCCCACCGUCACCAGUCACGCAACGCAAACUGGGGUCCGCGAAAGGUCAGCCCUUCCAACUGA